UGAAACAGUAGAGAAGAACGUCACCCUCGUUUCCGUUUUCUUGUCGGGCCAGUUUCCGGUCCCGCCAUGAUGUUCAGAAGACAACGAGGAGCAACUGAAAAAAAGACCGUCGAAAUGGAUUUAAAACAACGCAAAUUAUAGAAUUAGAAAGAGAGAUAAUUUACCGUCGUUUUGAAUAGGAAACCUAAGCUAAGUGGUUAUUAAAAGUGUUUAAUGUCCAGUGGCCGUUUUUCCUAACCAGUUAAGUAGUUAGUGUAAAAUAAGGUUUAUAUCUGCGGGGAAAUGUUUUUGUUUUGACUGGUAGGUACCGAGGCCGCAGAUCUCCUUCAUCAUCGUAGGUCACACAACGAUCAACAGCGUUUCCUGCAAACUCCGAAAAGGAUCGUUUUUGAAGGACUUUUAUUUUAUUUGGACGUUUGAUCCCCCCUCCCCCUCCUCCCCCAGACGGAUUGAAGAAGAUUUAUUUUUAUUUUUUAGGACUUUGCGCCGUUUUUUUUCACGGCGGAAGAGCGACGCUUCCGGGCCUCGUUAUGGACUCCUAACCGCGACCCCGGUGCCGCGCUGCUUUCCGCAGCUACAAGGCCCGUUGUUUCCGCGAGAGAAGAGAGAGACUCUUACUGACUGUAUUAAUAACCGGGGGGAAGAAAAAAAACAAACCCCGUAAUGGACACUUGUGGAACUGUACUUUUUCUUGUUGUUUUACCGGACACUUAAUUAACGAACUGACCGGGUUAUUAAGUCCCGGUCUGUCACUACCUAGUAGUUUGGUGUCUUUGACGCAAACAACUACAAGGACUAUCUGUGAAUACUUCCUCUUAGUUCAUUGCCUGUUUUCCCUUCGAUAAUUAUCUUAUUAUAGAAUAAUCUGGUAGCUCCCACCUCCACCUUCAGUCUCAGAUCAUAUCUACUACUGGUUAUUUGUUAUUUCUUUAACUAACGUGUUGUUUUCCCCCUUUCCUUUGUCUUUUGAGUUUUGAAUUUAAGUGAUUAGUUGUGAGAAUGUCGUGUGUUCAUUAUAAAUUCUCGUCCAAACUGGACUACAACACCGUGACCUUUGACGGGCUGCACAUCACCCUGGCCGAGCUGAAACGGCAGAUUAUGGGCAGAGAGCGCCUCAAAGCCACCGACUGCGACCUGCAGAUCACCAACGCACAGACCCGUGAAGAGUACACUGAUGAAGAGGUUCACAUCCCCAAACACUCAUCAGUGAUCGUCAGACGCACCCCCAUCGGAGGGGUCAAACCAGCGGGCAGAACGUUCAUUGUGUACGUAGCUAUGACAUCAUGACCCUGUGACAUCAUGACCCUGUGACAUC
Molecule: messenger RNA, 1315 nt
Organism: Oncorhynchus keta (chum salmon)
Lineage: Eukaryota; Metazoa; Chordata; Actinopteri; Salmoniformes; Salmonidae
Product: E3 ubiquitin-protein ligase RBBP6-like
Exons: 2
Coding region: 1000-1287 (95 amino acids)
Biological process (GO): mRNA processing; protein ubiquitination; ubiquitin-dependent protein catabolic process
Cellular component (GO): nucleus
Molecular function (GO): zinc ion binding; ubiquitin protein ligase activity
Source: RefSeq, a predicted model, not a curated record